GGCCGGAGAAAGUCCAUGUGAGCCGGAGCGCGGGGACGGCUGCACUUCCUGCCGCCGCAGGCCGGACCGGGCCGGGCGCCCGCAGAUGGAUGUCAAAUGGUGUCGGUGCAUCUUCGGCAUUGAGUGGCGUGUGUUCGUGUGGUUUUCAUCAGCCUGACGCGGCGGGCCACACUGACCAGCUCUCAGGUGCUGAACCAGCCUCGCCUCCCUGGAGUAAAUCCCACCUGGCCGUGAUGUGCCCCGCUUGGGCCGCCCCGUGCUGAGAGUCCGAGGCGCGCCCGCUGGCACCCGCCCGCCAUGUCCCAGAUGCUGCACAUCGAGAUCCCCAACUUCGGGAACACUGUGCUCGGCUGCCUCAACGAGCAGCGUCUGCUGGGCCUGUACUGUGAUGUGUCCAUCGUGGUCAAGGGCCAGGCCUUUAAGGCCCACCGGGCCGUCCUGGCCGCCAGCAGCCUCUACUUCCGCGACCUGUUCAGCGGCAAUAGCAAGAGUGCCUUCGAGCUGCCGGGCACGGUGCCGCCCGCCUGCUUCCAGCAGAUCCUGUCCUUCUGUUACACGGGCAGGCUGACCAUGGCGGCCAGCGAGCAGCUCGUGGUCAUGUACACGGCCGGCUUCCUGCAGAUCCAGCACAUCGUGGAGCGCGGCACGGACCUCAUGUUCAAGGUCAGCUCGCCCCACUGCGACUCACAGACCGCCGUGAUCGAGGAUGCCAGCCCCGAGCCCCAGAGCCCCUGCACCCAGCUGCAGCCAGCCGCCGCGCCCCCUUAUGUGUCCCCCUCCGUGCCCAUCCCGCUGCUGACCCGAGUGAAGCACGAGGCCGUGGAGCUGCCACCCGCUGCCGGUCUGGGCCUGGCCCCCAAGCGCCCACUAGAGACGGGGCCCCGGGAUGGCGCCACUGUGCUGGCGGGUGCUGGGGCGGUGGCGGGCGCGGCCCCUCUCAAGCUGCCCCGGGUUUCCUACUACGGGGUGCCCAGUCUGGCCGCCCUCAUCCCCAGCACCCAGCCGGUGCCCUACUCCCAGGGGGAGCGGACCAGUCCGGGGGCCAGCAGCCUGCCCACCACCGACAGCCCGACCUCCUACCACAACGAGGAGGAUGAGGAGGAGGAUGAGGCCUACGACACCAUGGCGGAGGAGCAGUAUGGCCAGAUGUACAUCAGGGCCGCCGGCAGCUACGCAGUGCAAGAGAAACCGGAGCCAGUGCCGCUGGAGAGCCGCUCCUGCGUCCUCAUCCGCCGCGACCUUGUGGCCCUGCCCGCCAGCCUCAUCAGCCAGAUCGGGUACCGCUGUCACCCCAAGCUCUACUCCGAGGGGGACCCUGGCGAGAAGCUGGAGCUGGUGGCAGGCUCCGGGGUGUACAUCACGCGGGGCCAGCUGAUGAACUGCCACCUGUGCGCGGGGGUAAAGCACAAGGUCCUGCUGCGGCGCCUCCUCGCCACCUUCUUCGACAGGAACACGUUGGCCAACAGCUGUGGCACAGGCAUCCGCUCAUCCACCAGUGACCCGAGCCGCAAGCCGCUGGACAGCCGAGUCCUGAAUGCUGUGAAAUUAUACUGCCAGAACUUCGCCCCCAGUUUCAAGGAGAGUGAGAUGAAUGUGAUCGCCGCGGACAUGUGCACCAACGCCCGCCGCGUGCGGAAGCGCUGGCUGCCCAAGAUCAAGUCCAUGCUGCCUGAGGGCGUGGAGAUGUACCGCACGGUCAUGGGCUCUGCAGCCGCCAGUGUGUCCCUGGACCCUGACUUCCCGCCCGCCGCGGCACAGGUGUUCGAGCAGCGCAUCUACGCCGAGCGGCGGGGUGACGCUGCCACCGUCGUGGCUCUGAGGACUGACACUGUGAACGUCGACCUGAGCGCCACCGGGGCUGCCUUCGAGGCCGGCGAGGAGGCAGACGGGGCCGGCUCGGUCAUCCAGGAGGUGGCCGCGCCCGAGCCACUGCCCGCCGAUGUCCAGAGCCCCCCGCGGCCCUUUGAGCAGGGCGGCGCUGGCUCCAGCCGGCCACAGACGCCGGCCACGGUGCGAAGACCGGAGGGCGCGUAUGCCGGGGCCUUGUAGAGCGGAGCCGCGGGCCGUGCUAGAGCAGCUUGCAUGCGUUACUAAUACAGACAAAUGUGAUCGAGCCACUUACCUACCGAACUGCUACUGUUGCCUGAAAAAAAUGUGAUUUUUAUCCUGCUUGUAUUUAAAACUUAUGAAGGAAACAAAUGCAUCCAUUCUACUGUAAAUGAUCAGGCCACUGGCCACCUAGUUGCAAGGUGGGUCCCAGGGCUCCUCCUGAUACCCGAGAGGCCAGUCUCCGAGCCACCGCCUUCCUGUCCCCUGGGGAGCCGGCAUGUGGGGGAGCAGCGGGAUGGCACGGCUACAGGCCUUGCUUGACUUGGGGGGUGUUACCAGCUCAUCUGCUGCCCCACCCAGCUGGUGGGUCUGCCCAUCCCUGAGGCCCCCCAGCCCUGUGACGCACCUGGGCCCUAGGGGUUUGGCUACCACCUGAGCGCCCUCUGGCCCCCUCCUGGCCCCGCCGUCCUGUGUGGGUGGCUGCCGCCCUGGCACAGCCCGCAGCCACAGAGGGAUUACAUUUGUUGAUUUCUGUCUUCAGAUUUAUUUCAUAUAUGAUGUGGAAACUUUCAGACCCAAAAGAGCAAAAAGUUAAGGAGGACUGAGUGUCCCCCUGACUCCAGGCCACAUCACACCCCCUCCUGUGGGAAGUAGGGGUCCCAGGGAGGUGCCACCAGGCUGUGUGAUGGAGGCACAGGCGCCUGGCUGGGCGGGGCCAGAGGGCCUGGAGCAGGGCCCCCUCGGUGUUGGGCUCCUCCUGGUGGUGCCCCAUGCCCUGCGGUGUACAUGCCCGAGGCUGAGGAUGGGGUGGAGGGAAAGGCCUGUUUGCAGGAGGCACCCAGGGGCAGCAGUGUGGAGGCUGUAAAUUGGGAGGCAGUAAGGAAGGGCCUGUGGAAGUUGUUCUGUCUGAGGCUAGAACGUUCACUUGCUGUUCGUGGGGUGGGCACAGGCUGUAUGAGGUGCCUUAGUCCAGGGGCUGCCUUCCUCCUGGGUCCCAGGAACCCCCAGGCAUGGCUGAAGACACGCCCUCCUUCCCAGGCUUGAAGGGGCCAUAGUUCCCUCCUCUGGGCCAGCACUCUGGCCCCAGCCUGGGUGUGCACAGGACCCUCAAAGCUGGGCCUCCCACAGCUGCAGGACUGCCUGUGGGGUCCCAGCAGGGCACAGCCUGGAGGGGGGCAGGGGGCUUAGGUCCUCGCUCUGGGUCCUCAUUCCUGCUGUCCGCCACCCUCCCUUGCGUGGAGGGCCUUGGGGGCAGACCUUGAGCCAUGGUGGAGGUGGGGUCCCCUUCCCAGCCCGCAUUCAGCCCUCCAGGCCCCCCUCCUGCUGGGCCAAACAUGUACCUGCCCUCCAGAAAGAUCUGAUGCCUUCUGAAAAGGGGUGGGGGACCUCAGGUGGGCCCAUGGAGCUGACCUCAGCCCCUCUACCACCUGCCCUGCCCAAGUGCAGGGAGGUCCAAGCCCUAUGCUGCGGGCCUGAACGGGCUUCUUGCCAGUCACCAGCCUGGAGGCAGGUCCCUCUGCCCUUCCUUGUGUCUGGCCCUGCCGGUGGGGUGUGAGUGCCCUGUGCUGGGGCCCAUGGCCACUUGGGCCCAGGACCACGUCCUCCCCUGGAGUCCUCAGGUGGCCACAGGUGGCAGAGGGCGUGGUGGGUGAGGUUGACUGCCACCCAUCUCUCUUUGCAGGUCCCCUUUGCCCCCCACCCAAAUUUGCACUUUAAUUUGACCACCCUGGGGACCCUGGGGAGCGGCCACCCACUCUCCCUCUCUUCACUCCAAAGUGGGCCCAGCCCCUCCCUGAGGCCAGGACGGGGUUGGGGGGCUGGCCCAGUGGGGGUGGGGGGCGGUGGCCGCACAGAGAGGGCCUGACCGCCGCUCAGGCCAGCACAAUGUCCCGUGACCUCUGUCCCUUAACUGUUUGUUUUGUUCUACUGGGUAAGGAAGGCAAGCUGUGGGUGUAACUAGUAACAAUUAAAUGUGAAUGGGUUCUGAGCUCUCCCUGUGCCCGGCGGGCCAGGCCGAGCGUUUUGCACUACUGUGUCCCGCAGGGGCGUGGUCGGGGCGCUGACAGGUGGCCGUGGCCGAUGACUGCGGGCGCCCUCUGCGCGCCGGGCCUGGGCUCGGAGGCCAUUCCAGAGUGCCUUACCAUCCUUUGAUCAUUUUUCCCUAGGAAAACCGAUUUAAAGAACCGGACCCUCCCCUCCUCUGUUUACAAGAUGACUAAUUCCUGUCCUGUGAGCGUGGUCCUGACUCACCCAGACCCUGUAGACCGAGAGACAAGCCACUCAGUAUUUAUGAGAUGUCUGCGCCUUUACUCCUAAGCUUGACUAGUAGUGAUAUGCAUAUACUACAUAGAGUCUAUUGUAGAGCUAAGUUACAGCAGCACCUUGUCGAGGAGGAGACGAGGGACCCAGCCCCGCCGGUGCUGGGCGGUGGCCUGGGACCCAGCAGCCCUCCCCAGCGGACGUGAUGUGCCGCAGAAGGCAGCUGGGACAGUGCAAAAGGUCCGGAGGAAGGGCCGGGAGGGGGACAGAUACUGUGAGCUCGCGGGGCCCGCCUGGCCGGCGUGCCUCGGUACUUGAAUUCUGACUGUUUGCUGCACUGUGUCUGGUUCGUCCAGAGUUCUCUGUGGUUGCUUGACUUUGUGUUUGGUUCAGUGUCUUACCUGGCCCCAGGGGUGGACACAGCUGUGGACAGCGGCAGGGGAGGCACAGUGGAGUGUGCAGCCUGCAGCCCUGCCCGCACCAUGGUGCUGGGCGCUGGACUGCCGCUCUGGGACCUGGGCCCGUUUCUCCUUCCAGAAAACUCUUUGUCUCUAGAGCCGGGAGGAAGGCUGAGGUGUGGCCCGGGAGGGGCCUGUUCCCCUGCUCUGUGGGCACUCCGGUGUGCCUGGCCCUGCCCUGUCCCCAUUUAAUGGCUGGAGCUUUGUAGCACACGCCCACUCCAGCCCCAGCGGAUUACUGCUUAGAUUCCCCUAGAUGGGUUACUUUUAUGGAAAUAUCUUGAUGCAGGUGGAAAAAGGCCUAUGGCCCAUUAACCAACUGAAAACUCAGAGAAAACCUCUGUUUACCUCUGCCGGCAGUAAACCCUAAAUGCAGAACUGAGAGUUCACAGCUGUCCUGAGCUUUAACUACUGGUUCGGAAUGUUGCUUUUCCACAAAUCCAUCAUCACGUCAGCCAGCCAGCUCUGAGCGUGCCGCCCGCCUGCAGCCGGAGACCAUUAGGGCUGGGAACAAGAUGUUUCUAACAUGGCAAAGGUUUUGGGGUUUUGUUUGUUUGUUUUGUGUCUUUGAAAAAAAGGAGAAUUAUGCAGAAUCUAAAGCAUCCAGAUUGGACGACCUGCUUGAAUUCUGAUGAGUUGCUUCAUUGUUAGCAUUUUGCACACGAUCGUAAUUUUUAUGUCAAAAGAAGCCAAAACUUGCAAUACUAUUUUUAGCAGACAACAACAAAAAGAACUAAAUAUAAAAUCUAUAAAUAUUUUUGACUUGAACGUUUGGAUGGUACAGCUACAGACGGACCGGUUCCUCCUUUGGGUGGAAUGCUUGUAGAAGAGCUGCAGAGGGAGCCGGCGGCCGGAGUCUAGCGAGGGGCUACGCGGCACCGCUGCUCGCGACUGAUAAAUAAACAUGUAACCUGCGUUGUUCCCGUGCUGUACAGAGGAUACUUGUUUCAUGGUACCACUGUUCCCUGCAGGCCCAGAAGAUGCUGUAGCAUUUUUUUCCCCCCCGAAGGAGGAAUUCUUUGUUCUUCCGGGUCCUCACUCCCUUGGUGCCACAAUGGCAGAGUCAAGACCGUUGCUUUCUAGCCAAGGCUGACGCUGUAUGAAUAACUCGACCUACAGAGGUAUCCACCCGCGAGCAGGAAGCGGGCCCCUAGCCUGCUCAGAGCCGAUCGUAAGGUGGAAAUCCGUUUCAAACAAACAGGAUGUGAUCGUUAAUUGUAAAGCGCUUUGUAAAAUUCACAUUUACAGAAUAAUAAACUCAGUUCAAACCCAA
This is a messenger RNA of Manis javanica (Malayan pangolin), 6039 nucleotides long. RefSeq names its product NACC family member 2 (gene NACC2). The record is from RefSeq and is a predicted model, not a curated record. Gene Ontology annotation, biological process: regulation of transcription by RNA polymerase II. Gene Ontology annotation, molecular function: DNA-binding transcription factor activity, RNA polymerase II-specific; RNA polymerase II cis-regulatory region sequence-specific DNA binding; protein binding. Lineage: Eukaryota; Metazoa; Chordata; Mammalia; Pholidota; Manidae.